UGGGGGCACCACACAAAUACAAGGACGUUUUUCACAACUGUCACAAUAUACACGGGAGCGCGUCCAUGCGAAAAUAAGUUGUGCGCGCGUCGAACAAACGCGGCGCCAGUUUACCAGCCCCAUUAAAACGCGAUUAUUUACUCUUCACUUUCGCACUGAAGGCUGGAAAAAUGUGUGUGCACGCGAAAUAAAUCCGCGUAAUGCCUGUGAAUGAUGCGAGCCGGGAGCGCCGUUUUGGUCGUCGCGACGAUCCUCGUCCAGGUUGCGCCGAUGCUGACUGCCGAGCUUGUAAAUAAUGUACAAAAGAAAGAGGAGCGGAUCGGCGGCUUUGGUCGCGGCGUCGGGCAACUCGAUGUCUCGUUAGGGUUGCACCCUUCGCUUUUGAAAGAGUUGCCGUUCUACCAGCAACAGGACAAGAUAUCUCUGUCGGAUGAUGAUCGGUCGACCGACCUAAGUACUCCGCAGUAUGUUCAAAAUGAUCAGCAGGAGCAACGCGUCGACACUAAUGGGUCCCUAAAGAGGAACUACGAGACGCCUGCUCAGCAAGUGCAGGUUCUCGAAGAAAAGGGCUACGACUGCACCGCAAUUUUGAUGGAAAGGCUGAACAAAAGGUGUUGUCGUCUGCCUGUGUUGGUGCCUCGCAGCAUGAUCGAUAAUUGCACAAUCAGAGACGACGUUUCGCCUGAAUACAGCAAGCGGUUUAAGGUCAGGAGAGGACCGAGAUGCUUGUACGAUUGUGCGUUCCGAGAAUUGAAUCUGAUGUCGGACGACGGGACUGCUCUGGACAUUUUGCAAAUCACGGCGAGCCUUGAAAACUCCUCCACUAGUUCAUGGAAACGCGAGUCAAUCAGAGAGUGGAUUAUUCAAUGCAACGACGACAUUGCGAAACUUGUUCAGACAAAAAUUUUGAACUCCCUCUCUGGCGAAAACUGCAGCGUUUUGCCGUGGGUGAUGUUGAAAUGCAUGAAGAAGAAACUAUUCAACGCCUGCCCAGAUGCGGAAAUCAUAAACAGGGAUAACGACUGCUCCAAGGACAUGCAGCGUCUGCAAGGGUGCAAUCCCUUCACCCUCACCAACACGAGUCAAGUGAAGCCGGCCAGCAGACCGGAAACGCCGGCUAACGAUGCGUUUGAACUGCUGAAGCCGCAAACACCAGCCCCGAACGCCUCCUCCACAACCUCCCCUCCCUUGAGCACCAAGUUGCAGGAUCGCAGGUUCGAUGUCAGGAGGACGACGCCGACGAGAAACCAGCAAAGUUCCGAAAAGGAAAUCAGCAGUAGAAGAAAUAAAUAUGGAGCCAACUCUGAUCAGGAACGGGAUCAGGACCGAGAUAAUUUUAGAUCAGGACAAAGAAAUGACAUUUCUUCAAGAAAAGUUAAAAUCAAAGAUGUCAUCCAAAGAGAUGAAGUUGAAAACAUCGGAAGUAAAAAUGGUCGAAUGAAAAGUAAGCCUGGUUCCAGAAGAGCACAAAACUCGGAUAUUGAUGAAUCGGAGAACAGGGAGGAGCUGAUUUUUAGUCCCAGUAGCACCGAAGCCCACGAAAAAGUCGUCAAGCCCAGAUCACCACUCAAAUUUCACUCUUUAUAAAAAAAACACAUUUAUUUUCAUGCAAAAUUACAUUUCUUCGAUAAAAAAAUUUAAUCCCAUGUUUAU
Messenger RNA from Neocloeon triangulifer, 1653 nucleotides. RefSeq lists its product as uncharacterized. The transcript is spliced from 12 exons. The record is from RefSeq and is a predicted model, not a curated record. Lineage: Eukaryota; Metazoa; Arthropoda; Insecta; Ephemeroptera; Baetidae. Bases 211 to 1587 code for a protein of 458 amino acids.